AGCACCAUCGCCAUCCAACUGUGCAAAUUGCAAUACACGUCAGUCUCCACUCUCCAUCCCGCACCACCACCGCCCCCGCUGCCGCCGUCACAUGCACAUACAGACACUCGCGCCUAUAUAAACUCCUCAUUGCAAAUACAACCUUUACAGAUGCUCUCUCACUCUUCUUCUCGCUUUCACUCUCUAAAUCACCAUCCGCGCCACCCUAACCCCGCCAUCUAUUCUUGCUCUCUGUCUCUUCCUUUUCGAAUAUCUCAUUCGACUCUAAAAUUUGGAGCAAUUGAUUUCAAAAUGAGUUCUACCAAUUCUACUGUCUCCUGUAACGGUAACAGUAACAGUAACGUUGACAUUCAGACUAUGGACCUAGGGUUUAACCAUUUAGACCUCGACCGCUUUGUUGACGUCGGCAACAAGCUUGCCGACGCUGCCGGUGAAGUUAUCCGCAAGUACUUCCGGAAAUCCUUCGACAUUCUUGACAAAGAAGAUUUGAGUCCGGUGACAAUUGCUGAUCAAGCGGCCGAGGAGUCUAUGGUGAAGAUUCUAGAGGAGAAUUUUCCUUCUCAUGCAAUUUUUGGAGAAGAGAGUGGAUGGAGGUGUAAGGAAAAUUUUACAGACUACGUGUGGGUUUUGGAUCCUAUUGAUGGGACGAAAAGUUUUAUUACUGGCAAACCCCUGUUUGGAACUCUAAUUGCUCUACUACACAAGGGUAGACCGAUUCUUGGCAUUAUUGACCAACCUGUUCUGAGAGAGAGAUGGAUUGGAAUAAGUGGGAGGAGAACUACUUUGAAUGGACAAGAAAUAUCCACUCGAAGUUGCCCGCAACUUUCCAAAGCCUAUCUGUACACUACUAGUCCACAUCUAUUUUCUGGUGAUGCUGAGGUGGCCUUUGCUCGAGUAAGAAAUAAGGUCAAAGUGCCUCUAUACGGCUGUGAUUGUUAUGCCUAUGCUCUAUUGGCAUCGGGCUAUGUGGAUCUUGUGAUUGAGUCGGGUCUCAAGCCAUACGAUUUCCUUUCCCUGAUACCCGUGAUUGAAGGCUCGGGUGGAGUCAUAACCGAUUGGAGAGGACAUCAACUUCAUUGGGAAGCUUCAUCAAAUUCCGAUGUGGCAAGUUUUAAUGUAGUGGCAGCAGGGGACAAAAGGGUCUAUCAAGAUGCUUUAGACAAUUUACAGUGGUACUGAUUUCAGCACGGAAUUUGUCCCUAGGGACAGCAAGAUCUUCAGUCAGGUUCAGGUUAAGGUUUAAUCUUAUCGACUCACUGCCGGUUAGUUUUAAGAUAAUGACCGCAAUAAGGACUAAGCCCCUUCCAAACAAUGGUGAGUCGAAGUCGAGCUAAACACUGCAAUUUAUUAUGCAUUCAAUAAAUGAAUGUAUGUAUAUUUAUAACUCAAUUGUCACAAUUGCUGUUACGGUUAUUAUUGAAUUUGAGCAGAAGCAACGCUACAGCCAAGUUAAAAUCCUUGAAUGGACCGCGUAAUUUAGAGUUGUAUCGAUUUUGUGCAUAUGGUUUGACUUGGUUGGCUUUUUAUU
Molecule: messenger RNA, 1528 nt
Organism: Olea europaea var. sylvestris
Lineage: Eukaryota; Viridiplantae; Streptophyta; Magnoliopsida; Lamiales; Oleaceae
Product: bifunctional phosphatase IMPL2, chloroplastic-like
Exons: 9
Coding region: 151-1179 (342 amino acids)
Biological process (GO): L-histidine biosynthetic process
Molecular function (GO): histidinol-phosphatase activity
Source: RefSeq, a predicted model, not a curated record